Messenger RNA from Onthophagus taurus, 1496 nucleotides. RefSeq names its product abhydrolase domain containing 13-like protein Bem46 (gene Bem46). Gene Ontology annotation, cellular component: membrane. Gene Ontology annotation, molecular function: palmitoyl-(protein) hydrolase activity. Lineage: Eukaryota; Metazoa; Arthropoda; Insecta; Coleoptera; Scarabaeidae. The record is from RefSeq and is a predicted model, not a curated record.
UGUCAAUGGCAGCUGUCAAAAAAUUUUAAAUGGACUAACCUAAACAAUCUUAAUUAUCUUUAUUGAAAAUGUAACCAAAAAAUUAAUUUAGAAAUAAUAACUUUCACAACCCAAAAGAAAAAAAAUUAAGUAAUGGGAAGUUAUGUAAGGGGUUCAAAAGUACUGCACGUAAUAAAGAGUAUAAUGAUGAAAAUUUGGGCCUACUCGGGUAUUGUACUCUUUAUAUGUUUUAUCGUUUAUUAUCUUUAUGGUGGAAUCUUGGCUUUUCUUCUUCUGUUAUUUGCCAUGACUGGAAUGGUUUAUCAUGCCCAGGAUCACUUUUUGUACAACCCUGACAUGCCCAGUCAUUCUCGAGUGUUCGUUCCAAUACCAUCCAUCUACAACCUUCCAUACGAAAAUUUACAAAUAAAGAGCAUAGAUGGUACAAUGCUUAACAUGUUUUUCAUACACCAACCUGGAGAACGACAACGUCAAUCGCCUACAGUGGUUUUCUUUCAUGGAAAUGCUGGUAAUAUGGGACAUCGGCUACAAAAUUGUGCAGGACUUUAUCAUAGUUUGCAUUGUAACAUUUUAAUGGUUGAAUAUCGUGGUUAUGGGUGGUCAGAAGGAUAUCCUUCGGAAGAAGGUUUCUAUAUGGAUGCUCGAGCUAGCAUUGAUUAUUUGUAUUCAAGGAAUGAUAUUAAUCAUGCAGAAAUUAUUGUUUUUGGAAGAUCUUUAGGUGGUGCUGUAGCAAUAGAUUUAGCAUGUAGAGCUGAAUACGCAAACAAAAUAUGGUGUUUAAUUGUUGAGAAUACGUUUACAAGUAUUCCUGAUAUGGCUACAGUUUUAUUGCAAUGGAGAUUGCUGAAUUAUUUACCAUUUUUUUGUUAUAAGAAUAAGUUCAUAUCUAUAUACAAAGCGAUGCAUUUACGAAUACCAACUUUGUUCAUAUCAGGUUUAGCAGAUACUUUAGUACCACCUAGAAUGAUGUCGGACCUACAUACACGUUGUGGUAGUACAUCUAAACAGCUUUUACAACUUAUAUCAGGGACACAUAAUGAAACUUGGACUUUGCCAGGUUAUUAUCAUUCUCUAGCGGUAUUUUUACAAAAUUGUAGGUUACAAAAUAGAGACAUUCGAUCACAGUAUUCAGAUAAAAUCAUCAACGAACAAAAAGCAACUGUAACACCACCAACUGAUUCUAGUAUUUGGAUUAACAGUGAAAUCAUUUGAUGACUAUACAUUUUAUUGGAAUUAAUAGCAAAUUUUUAUUUUUAGAUUUUGUGCCAUUUAAUAUUAAUUUAUAGUAAUUUUUUUGUAAAAAUGUCAGGGAUGUAUUUACAGUGAUGAUUUUUAUCAGUUGUUCAAAAUGUCAUUACUGAACAAAAUGUAUAAUUAUUUUCAUAUUAUUAAUUGUGGAAUUAUGUAACUCAUUAAAAAAUUUCUUUAAAUGGUAUUUUUAACUUUCUAAACUAGUUGCAAUAACGAUUUGGUUAUAAAUGAAAAAAUUAAUAUUA